AUGGAACAAAUUCAAAAUUUGCAUGGAAUUGUGGAAGAAGAACGAAAUAGAAGAAUGGCUAUGCAAGUGGAAUUUAUAGCAAACGUUACAGCAUAUCUUAAUAAUUUUGAAACAAACCAGGCCGCUAGAUUAAAAGCUUCCGUAGAAACUGUUCAAGAUUCAAUCUCAAAAAGCGAAAGCAACCCCAGAUUAGUGUCCAAUGUAAGUUCGAUCAAAGAAAAUGUUUCAUCGCAACUGGAUGCAUAUAAAAAUGCAAUCAGUUCAACUAUGGUGUCCUUGGAUGCGUUAUCAGCAAAUGCAAACGAAGAGACAACCAAAUUACAUCGACAACACAUCCAGUCGUUCGAAGAACUUACCACGAAUGUCACACAUAGCUAUUCUAAUAUCCAAAAUAAAAUGUUUAAUUCUCGACAAGAAUUGGAAAAUAAUGCGAAUAAUGUCUUGGAAUUGAAUUUGUUUAAUGAUGUCAGUAACCGGCUUAAGAGAUCUCGUGAAGAAAUUAAUACUUUUGAAUCAGAUAAACUUCAAUCAUAUAAAAAGAAUAAAAAUUGGCUAAGAUAA
Molecule: messenger RNA, 561 nt
Organism: Diversispora eburnea
Lineage: Eukaryota; Fungi; Glomeromycota; Glomeromycetes; Diversisporales; Diversisporaceae
Source: the annotation of a GenBank genome assembly